GUCACAACAGCCUACAAUCCUCGUCACAAUGGUCGGAUCGAGAGGAUGCACAGAUCCCUGAAAAACUCGAUCAGGUCUCGCCUGGAUGGACGCACGAACUGGCUUAGCGAACUCCCAUGGGCCCUCCUUGGCAUCCGAAAUGCCCCAAACACGGACACGGGUGUUUCCCCAGCCGAACUAGUUUUUGGCGAACGCCUAAAUCAGCCAGGAGAGCCCGACAACAAGAUCAUCGAAACCGAACAGAACACCUUCGCCAACCUCUUAAAAACGGCGAUCGCAGCGCAAACACCGAAAAGGCCGGAAUGGCAUAAAGGACGUCCAAACUCUUACGUUCCAAAAGAACUUGACAAGUGCGAAAAGGUUCUAGUGAGGCGCGACCGUGUGCAACCGGGCCUCCGCCCAAAGUACGACGGACCUUUCACAGUCAAAGAGCGUCACAACAAAUUUUUCCGAAUCCAGAUCGACGACAACGACGAAAACAUCGGGAUAGAUAGACUGAAACCUUUUUUUCAAUAA
Paramuricea clavata is the source of this 516-nucleotide messenger RNA. The record is from the annotation of a GenBank genome assembly. NCBI's taxonomy places the organism in Eukaryota, Metazoa, Cnidaria, Anthozoa, Malacalcyonacea, Plexauridae.